Molecule: messenger RNA, 2001 nt
Organism: Melitaea cinxia (Glanville fritillary)
Lineage: Eukaryota; Metazoa; Arthropoda; Insecta; Lepidoptera; Nymphalidae
Exons: 1
Coding region: 67-1947 (626 amino acids)
Source: RefSeq, a predicted model, not a curated record
UGUAUUCGUUACUUCCAGUGUAUGGUAUCGCUCCUGUGUGAAAGUGAAUGAAUAUUGUACUUGAAAAUGGCGUUUUCCUUCCGAAAAAUGCUUUCCAACAUCAAUUAUUUCAAGAAAACAGAAGAAUGUUCGGAUAGCGUCCCCGACGAUGCGAAUUUCAAGCUACGCAGGCACGCAUCAGACGAGACGAUCUUACUGGACUUCGAGUGUUUAGAGCCAGACUCCACUUCUAGACAAUGUGCAAGUCUGAAACUUCCGGAAUCCGUGAAAAAUUACGCCGUAAAAAAAGGUUCUUUAUCCGACACAGACUUACUAACUCGAACAGCUGAUACACCCUUACGUUCAAAAAAGCGUAAGUGCAAAAAACUUAAAUUAGAUAUAAAGAAAGCUAGCUGUUCGAUGAAUCAGUUAAGCGCUGAUAGUUUUAAUAAUGCUGAAAACACGCCAAAACACGUUCUCUUAGACUGCAAGAGCCCAGAUUUGUUCAGUGAAAGAUUUAAAGAGUUCCAUUUUAAUAGAUCUUUCGAGUUGCUCGACGCUCUGUCCGAUGAGGUUCCAUCUUCGCCGUUCGAACUCGACAUUGAUUCAUUAUCUGACGACUCCGAAUCAGGUAAUUCAGAAUUCUCAGCUCUCUCCAAUAAAUCGUCAAUUAAAAUGUGUCGGAAGGUCACUGCCAGUCAGUCGAGCAACGAACAGCGUUCGGUACCAUCGACCAGCAUAGAGUCGUUUGGAGAUGUCGACGUUGAGAAAAAUGAAGAGGAAAGGGUACGGUUAUUGGAAACUUAUCAAUUUAAAUUGGCAAAAAUGGACGAUUUGUUGAAGAAGUUUCUCCACGAGUUCCGGUUUCAUAUUGAAGUCUCUAGACUGUUUUAUUCAAAGUCUAUCCUCUCAGCUAAUCCUAAUACUGAUAUCAAAGACCAAAAAAAUUUUGAUCAGAUCUACUUAAAAGAGUGUACCGUCAGAAGCGAAAGUCCCGUCCGUAUGUGGAACAUCGUUAUGGAAAAGGAAGAUACACAGACAAAGGCCAAGAUGAAGAAACAGCUUCUAUCAAUCAAAUCAAACAUAGAGAGAUUCACAAGUAACUAUCUAAAAAUUAUUCCCGAAGACGAGGAAGUUAACCACAAGAGUAUCAAAUUCGAUUUGAACAAACAAAAGAAAUUACAAAAACGUCCAAAAAAUGUUAAUUAUAAAAAGAAAAUGAAGCAUUUCGAUUUCCCGGACCUGAGAGACGCCAUGCUCAAUUUAUUUACGGAGGAGAUGACGAAUGAUCUUACCCUGAGCGACUCCGAAUACUCCAAUAUCUGCCAAUGUAUGUGUAAGUGCCAUACACCCUCAACACCAACAUCACAGACCGACUCUGGAAUGCUAACAAAAACCAACGAUGGCUCCAUGUCCAUCACAUCAUCGAUCGGCAACUUCAGCUUGGAUUCGUCAACAUUGACCGCUUACUCUGAAACCUUAGAACAAGUCGUGAGCUAUAACAGCUUUCAAGACACGAGCCUCUACAACAGUCUCCUCCAAAAGGCAGCCAUCGAGCGAAUCACCUUCUAUGUACAAGUACAUAGCAUUCAACUGAAAUGUGAAGAAUACGAUGAACAAAAAAGCUUUACUUUCCAUUGUCCCUCAUGCAAAGACACUCUUCAAGAUGAGAACAGCCUCCUCAGACACAUUUUAAGCCAGAGUCAUUGUGAGAAAAUACAUUUUGUUUACAAAACGGCUUAUAUUAAGAAAUGUAUGUCGUCCGGUAAGGAAAUUCAACCAAGUACCGUUUUAAACUCUAUGACAAUGUACAGAGAUGAGAACAAAAUUGUUUGCUUCGGCGACGCUAUGUAUGCUUGUUCUUUAUGCUUUGAGAAUUUCAUAGUCGGUGAGUCCGUGCUGAUGGCACACUGUUACGAUCCACAACACGUAGAAAAACGGUCCAAACUCGAUGAAAUCAUAGGUUAGCAGCAUGAUAUAUUUGAAAUUAUGAUUUGUGUAUUUUAAUCAAUUUUUUUUCGU